AUGGAAGUCUUUCUUCACCAUGUCCCAGCGGAUCUUAACCGGCACGGCUUCAAACGCGAACUUCAGCCCUUCAUGAAAACCCUUCGAAUUCAAGACUUUAUUUGCGAGAAGCCCAGAAAGAAACGUUUUGGCACUAUCACCUUUCUGCAUGUCGACGAUGCAGAAAGGUUUCUGCAGGCACAUGGUGAAAAGCCAAAUCCUCUCGGGGGCUUCAAGUCAAAUCUGAAACUCAUGGGGGUGAGUGUGUGUUGUAAAUCAAGCAGAUAUCCGCCAAAGCCCUUCGCAUUGCGGACGUUAGAGCACGAGGCUCAAGAAAGGGCAAAGGGUCACCGGGAGCGGCCAGAGGAGUCAGUCGUUUUUGGAAUGCAGCAAUACAGCUGUGGAAGAUGCGACUUUGUCGGGGAGCAGUUGACAUACAACCCUGAGCUUCAGUGGUCAGCAAGAGGAACUAUCAAAUUCAAGACGCGAUCUAUGAUAGUCCACGUUAUUCCUGACUGUCGGAUUCGCAUACCACUUUCUACCAUUGUUAGCUUAAUAUACUCGACUGACGGUACUCUUACAGUUACCCUCUCUGAUGUGCCCUUCUUCUUUAAGGUAAUAGGGACUUCCUACAAUUCGUUAGGAAUCGAAUCCAGUCGGGUACGUCUGUCCAAUCUAGGGAACGGACAUGAUCAGAUAGUUGGGCAGUGCUUGGUUUAUCAGUUCAAAGUUUCUGUGGUUCACUUUAGGGCAAAUAUAGAAAAGCUCAAAGAUUGGGAGAUAACCAUCUAUCGGUACAACCUGACCACAGCAAGGCCCCUAUUAUGCUCACAGGCAGUCUCCGUUGAGUUUCACAAACUGCUGAGUGAGCUAGCAGAAUGUACGCGCAAUAGAUCUGUGCCAUUUGGGAUUCUCUUCCAGCUUCAGGCAUUGGCACAAAAUGCAUACCUUCAUCCCACCACUAGCCGCAAACUGGCCGAAGGAUUACGCAAAAGGUUCGCUGAGGAUGAAGCAGCCGGACGGGAUCCUAUCACCGUGGACGGAAUGAGAAAGCUUUUUAAUAUGAUCGGCUGGCCGUUUCCUGGAGAUGAUCCGCGGGUCUAUGAGGUAGACUUCCUUGUGGCGACGCUUGAGGCGAACCACAGAGAGAUACAAGAUGGCUUCGCCUAUCGAGAAGGACUUCAUGAGAACACAGUUAACAUGACAAAGGUCCAUCGAGUCAAUGUAACCCCUACCCGAAUCACACUGCAUGGGCCCGAAAUGGAACCGCAGAAUCGAAUUCUGCGCAAGUUUCCCAACCAUCACGAGUACUUCAUCCGUGUACAGUUCUGUGAUGAGAAUGGAGAAGAUUUGCUCUUCAAUGCAAAUGUGGACUACAAGGAUAUCUUUGGGCGCUUCAUAGACAUUAUGACAAGGGGGAUCCAGAUUGCCGGUCGCACAUAUAACUUUCUCGGGUUUUCGCAUUCCUCAUUGCGAUCCCGCGCGGUUUGGUUCUCUUCUCCAUUCGUCGACGAUAAUGGCCACAUGCAGACAUACUUUUCGAUCGUCAGUGCAAUAGGCAAAUUCUCACAUAUAACGUCACCGGCACGAUGCGCAGCCAGAAUUGGCCAGGCCUUUACUGAGACGCCCUUCAUGGUCCCAUUAGAAAAGCAUGGGGUGCUAGUCUCAACGAUUCCAGACCUCACGUCUCCAGAUGGUUCACGGGUCUUCAGUGAUGGGGUCGGUGCCAUCUCGCGCGAGGUGGUGGCAAGCAUUUGGGCCGAUAUACCACUAAAAAGGGGGAAUCCCACAUGCUUCCAGAUUCGCUUGGGUGGGGCGAAAGGCAUGCUUGCUGCUGACAGCCGAUUACGUACUGCGGUCAUUCAGAUACGUCCAUCAAUGAUCAAGUUCGAUAGCGAGGAUAUGAAAAACCUGGAAAUUUGCAAUAUGGCAUCCAGACCCUAUCCCAUGGUUCUAAAUCGUCAAGUGAUUAAGAUUUUAGAGGAUAUGGGUGCCUCAAAGGACUGGUUCUUCCAAAUGCAGAACGAAGAACUGACGCGACUUCAAUCUAUCACCGUCAGUACGGAUAAGACAGCAAGGUUUCUCAAGGAUAAGUCAGUCGCUGAGUGUAUUGGUCUUUAUCGACUAUACCGCCAAUGUUACUGGACACGCCUGAAUUACAAGAAGGACGGCUUCCUCCGAGCAAUUGUUGAGGCUGUGGUUCUUAGGGAGCUCCGGCUCCUGAAGCACAAAGCGCGUAUCCCAGUGAAGAAAGGCAUGACACUCUAUGGGGUUAUAGAUGAGACAGGCUUCCUUCAAGAAGGUGAGGUUUAUGUGACAUUUGAUCGCAUGGAAGGGCGAUAUGCGGCACCUCCUGGGCCUGGGCAUAUCUUGGUGACUCGGUCGCCUGCGCUUCACUGUGGUGACAUUCAACGUGCCCAAAAUGUCAUACCCCCAGAGGACCAUCCCUUAAGGUAUCAUCGUAAUUGCAUUGUAUUCAGUCAGAAGGGAAGCCGGGACUUGCCUAGUAAGUUGAGUGGAGGAGAUCUCGAUGGGGAUUUGUAUCAUGUCAUCUGGGAUCCUGAACUAGAGAGUGUUGAGACAUUUGCCCCCGCAGAUUACCCGCGUCCCACAUCUAUUGACAUUGGGCGAGAUGUGAGGGUAGAUGACAUGGCUGCAUUCUUUGUAGAAUUCAUGCGGUCCGAUAUUCUUGGUAUGAUUGCUAUCCGCCAUAUGGUCAUGGCAGAUCAAGCUGCGUCGGGAACCAGGGAUACCUCAUGCCGCCUCCUGGCUGGACUGCACUCGAAGGCUGUGGACUUUUCCAAAACUGGUAUUCCCGUGAACAUGGAGGACAUGCCUAGAGUGAACCGUUAUCGACCGGACUUUCUGGCGCCAGGGCCCCAAACACGCCUCUAUAAUAAAUCCAAGAUUGGACUUGAGCAGCAUGUUUCACAUGCAAACUAUGAUGAUGACGACGACGACGCUGAUGUAGAGGAGCCCUAUCGCUACUAUAAGUCAGAGAAGAUCCUUGGAAAACUCUACAGGGCCAUCGAUGAGCAAAGCAUUUGGCGCAAACACGUCCUUUCUGAGUCUGAAACGGAUGAGGAAUUCUUUUGGAAUAGCGUGAUAGAUGACUGUCUCAGGAGGUGCAAGUCAUUGCCAAGAACCCCAAAGGAGGAACAUCUUGACGAAGCAAAGAGAAUUCGAGCAGCAUACGACGACGCAAUCAUUUCUGCGAUGGACACCUACUCUGACCAUCCAACCAAGCCUAUCAGCGAGCUAGAAGUUGUUAUCGGGUCCAUCAUCAACAGGAGGGGUGUACAGACCCGCCGCCAACGUGACCGAUCAAAUAAGCUACACGAGGAGUUUGACCGGAUUGCUACAUGGAUCACAAGCAUCAUGCGCCGGCAGGAGAUCGAGGACCCUGAUCCUAAUGGCUUGGAGCUAUCUCUGGCGUGUCUUUAUCAUGGAAUCCAAGGGAGCGAUUCCGGCCACCGCAAGGAGGUAUACGGUGAGCUUAAGAGCUUCCGAGUUGUCGCGGCCUGUGCACUGUUAGCCGAGUUAGAUCAUCGCGACAAGGCUGAUCCGAAGAAUUGUUUUACUAUGUGA
Molecule: messenger RNA, 3567 nt
Organism: Aspergillus oryzae RIB40
Lineage: Eukaryota; Fungi; Ascomycota; Eurotiomycetes; Eurotiales; Aspergillaceae
Product: RNA dependent RNA polymerase
Exons: 4
Coding region: 1-3567 (1188 amino acids)
Biological process (GO): siRNA processing
Cellular component (GO): nuclear RNA-directed RNA polymerase complex
Molecular function (GO): RNA-directed RNA polymerase activity
Source: RefSeq, a predicted model, not a curated record